Syngnathoides biaculeatus (alligator pipefish) is the source of this 850-nucleotide messenger RNA. RefSeq names its product histone H2A.V. The record is from RefSeq and is a predicted model, not a curated record. Bases 140 to 526 code for a protein of 128 amino acids. Lineage: Eukaryota; Metazoa; Chordata; Actinopteri; Syngnathiformes; Syngnathidae. Gene Ontology annotation, molecular function: structural constituent of chromatin; protein heterodimerization activity; DNA binding. The transcript has 5 exons. Gene Ontology annotation, cellular component: nucleosome.
CAUUCUGAUUGGACGCUCUGGCUCCCACCAGUGCUUUCACGAAAAAGGCUUGCGAAAAGGGGCUUUAUUGUUUCUUUCCUUCGGAAGCCUAAAUUAUUUGCUAUCCACUCACUGCUUCGAUCAAAUCAAGAGGUAGAAAAUGGCUGGCGGCAAGGCAGGAAAAGACAGCGGCAAAGCCAAGGCCAAAGCGGUUUCGCGCUCACAGAGGGCCGGCCUACAGUUCCCAGUGGGCCGCAUCCAUCGACACUUGAAGACCCGCACCACCAGUCACGGUCGUGUCGGCGCUACCGCUGCCGUGUACAGCGCCGCCAUUCUAGAGUAUCUCACCGCUGAAGUCCUGGAGUUGGCGGGCAACGCGUCCAAAGACUUAAAGGUGAAGCGUAUCACUCCUCGCCACUUGCAACUGGCCAUCCGUGGAGAUGAGGAGUUGGACUCGCUCAUCAAGGCCACCAUUGCUGGCGGAGGUGUCAUCCCCCACAUCCACAAAUCCCUCAUCGGGAAGAAGGGCCAGCAGAAGACCGUGUAGAUGCCCCACCUCCAACGACAAGUUUUCUGGGCUUCUGUCAUCGGACCAGAUUUGUUUUUGUUUUCCAAGUUUUGUUAUUAUGAUGAUGAUGAUAGCAAACCAAGAGCGACUGUUUAGCGUUUGUGUUCUUAUAUCUCCCCCUUAACUAGAAUCACUUAACAACAACAACAACAAAAAAGAAAUACCUUUUUGUAUGCCUCGUGUGGUUAUAGAAUGCUUGAGUGGGGGGAGUUGUUGAUGUCAAAAUGGCGACGGUGAAUUUGUUUGAUUGGCCUGUUCUAUGUUUUAUACUGAAACUGUUAAAAGCUCUUGUUUUAUAUGAUA